AUGGCCGCUAAGUCGGAUGGAGCAGCGGUGUCUGUGGAAGAUGACAACACGCCCAGGAGCCUCUCGGAGCCGGGGAACCCCGCCGCCCGGCCCCGCUGCAGCGCCGCCGGCGGGAAACCCUACACCCUGCUGGACUGCUGCUGGGUGCUCUGCGCCCUGCUCGUCUUUUUCUCCGACGGCGCGACCGACCUGUGGCUGGCCGCCGACUACUACCUGAGAGGUGACUACUGGUGGUUCGGCUUGACGCUCGUCUUCGUCGUGGUGCCCUCCGCUGUGGUCCAGGUAUUGAGUUUCAGGUGGUUCGUGUACGACUACUCGGAUAUGAGCUGCGGGGACGGAGCAGCGAGCGGCAGCGGGACCGGCGCGGCGGCGGCAGGCGCGGCAGGCGGAGCAGCCACGGCGGGCGACAGCACUUUAAGCACCAAGGACAGCGACCAGCGCGGUGGGAGCGCGGCGUCGGGGAACGCCGCGAAUGCUACCCCGGUUUACACAUCCUCUGCCCCGCCUGCGACGGCAGGGAGAGUCGGGGGCCCCCCGAGGUGCUGCACCGUCUGCAUGUGGGUCUUUCAAACCGUGCUUCACGUCCUGCAGCUGGGGCAAGUCUGGAGGUACAUCCACGCCCUCUACCUGGGCGCCCAGAGCCGUUGGCACAGCAACGGGCCAUGCCGCCACUUCCACUGGCGGCUGAUGUUUGAGAGCGCCGACAUCACCAUGCUGCGCCUCCUGGAGGCCUUCCUGAAGUCGGCUCCGCAGCUUGUCCUCCAGCUGAGCAUCAUGAUCCACGGAAACACCGUCCUCCCUCUGCAAGGCCUCUCGGCCUCGGCCUCCCUGGUCUCUCUGGCCUGGAUGAUCGCCUCCUACCAGAAGGUUCUCCGGGACUCCCGCGACGACAAGCUGCCCAUGUCCUACAAGGCCGUGAUCACCCAAAUGCUGUGGCACUUCUUCACCAUCGGGGCGAGGACAGUGGCCUUCGCCCUCUUCGCAUCCGUCUUCCAGCUCUACUUCGGCAUUUUCAUCGUCAGCCACUGGUGUGUCAUGACCUUCUGGAUCAUCCAAGGUGAGACCGACUUCUGCAUGUCCAAGUGGGAGGAGAUCAUCUACAACAUGGUGGUGGGCAUCAUCUACAUCUUCUGCUGGUUUAAUGUCAAGGAGGGGCCCAGCCGCUUCCGUAUGACCGUCUACUACUCUGUGACGCUGGCUGAGAACGUGGCACUGACCGCCGCCUGGUACACGUACCGCGGCCCCCACACCUCCGACUCCUACGCCCUGGUGGUGGUAUGCCUGGUGGCCUGCAGCUUUGCCCUGGGAACCUUCUUCAUGUUGGUGUACUACUGCUGGCUGCACCCCGAUGGGCCCGUUCUGGGCUCACAGUGGGGAGGGUGUGUGGAUGAGGGCGCGGUGGGUGCGGGAGGGGUAGCAGGAGUGAUUGAUGCUUGUCUCACCCCAUCCCAAGGGUCCCAAACAGACAUGGUCAUUACCAGCCCUCCAAGGACUCUCCCCAGGACUAAAGACACAGGGGAGCCGGUUCCCGGAGAGCGCGACAAGGACAGGGACAGAGACAGUUGCCUGCCUGUCUUCCAGGUACGCCCCUCUCCGUCAUCCUCUCCUGCACUUCUUCACAGGACCUCCUCACAAUGCCGGGCACAGGAGGGCCCCGUGAUCCGGAUCGACCUACCGAGGAAGCGCUACCCAGCCUGGGAUGCGCACUUUAUCGAUCGGCGCCUCCGCAAGACCAUUCUGCUUCUGGAGACCACCUCAGCCAUCAGCCCGAGGAUACAGUACAGGAGUAGCAUGAUGGGCAGCAAAGAGGUUUUAGAAUAUGAGACAACUGUCUAAGCCAACAGGGGCUCUUAAACUUAAAAGUGCAGUCUGGGACCAAGGCUGAGCCUGAGAUCAGUUCUCAUCCCAGGACUACCUUCACCAGGAGAAGCAUGGAGAGAAGACACAGAGUGUCAGGCAGCUCCUUUUUUCUAAAAGAGGUUGUCAAAACUUGAUUGUAAAAUGUGAAGCGCAAUCUGGGACCAAAGCUCUCCCCUUAGGGCGCAGUUCGGGAGUACGUAGCAUGAAUGAGCCGUGGGAA
This is a messenger RNA of Epinephelus moara (kelp grouper), 2080 nucleotides long. It is a transcript of the gene xkr7b, whose product is annotated as XK, Kell blood group complex subunit-related family, member 7b. The record is from RefSeq and is a predicted model, not a curated record. Lineage: Eukaryota; Metazoa; Chordata; Actinopteri; Perciformes; Serranidae. Bases 1 to 1836 code for a protein of 611 amino acids. Gene Ontology annotation, biological process: engulfment of apoptotic cell; apoptotic process involved in development; phosphatidylserine exposure on apoptotic cell surface. The transcript has 4 exons. Gene Ontology annotation, cellular component: plasma membrane.